Aspergillus clavatus NRRL 1 is the source of this 1347-nucleotide messenger RNA. RefSeq lists its product as uncharacterized. The transcript has 4 exons. The record is from RefSeq and is a predicted model, not a curated record. Gene Ontology annotation, cellular component: extracellular region. Lineage: Eukaryota; Fungi; Ascomycota; Eurotiomycetes; Eurotiales; Aspergillaceae. Bases 1 to 1347 code for a protein of 448 amino acids.
AUGAAAUUCUCGGCCCUCUCAUUGCUUCAUCUGGCUUGCGCCGCUACGGCCAGCCAGGGCGAGUUCGCCAUGAACCGUCUGAUGAGCACCAAGCUGAAUCAUUGGUCCAAGGCUCGGACCCAGGGUAUGUUCGACGCGAACCGCUACCCAGAUCUGGGUAAGCAGAAGUGCGCCAAUGGAACGGCCGGAGAAUACUCUUGCGAGAACGUCGAUCUGCUUGGGUUCCUCAGCCAUCAGGCUAUGGGCAGCGAGACCCGCGAGGGCAAUGACAUCUGGGGUUGGACGUCUCCUAACGACCGCGAAUUUGGCAUCGUCGGCCAAAGCGACGGUACAGCCUUUGUUGAGGUGCACAAAGAUGGAAGCAUUGACUACCUCGGCCGGCUGCCAACCCAGACCCAGAGUAGCCCAUGGAGAGACAUGAAGGUCAUCGGUGACCAUGUCUAUAUCGGAUCCGAAGCGAAUGGUCACGGACUGCAAGUUUUCGACCUCAAGAAGCUCCUGGAGCUGGAUGCGAACGAGCCAACCACCUUUUCGAUCUCCAAGGAUCUCAAGGCUUGGUACAAGGGAUUUGGUAGCUCCCACAACAUUGUUGCUCACCCCGAGACCAACAUGAUUUACGCUGUUGGAACCGACAGAACUCUUAGCUGCCGCGGAGGUCUGUGGAUGGUCGAUGUUUCUAACCCGGCCAAGCCAACCUCGCCCGGCUGCGUGAGCCAGGACGGCUAUGUGCAUGAUGCUCAAUGUGUCAUCUACAAGGGACCCGACACCAAGUACAACGGACGCGAGAUUUGCUUCAAUUAUAACGAGAAAGCCCUCACCAUCGUCGACGUGACCAACAAAAAGGCGCCCAAGCAGAUCUCGAAGACCUCCUACACCGGAUUCGCCUACACCCACCAAGGCUGGGUGAUCGAUCCCAACGACAUGUCCUACCUGCUGCUCGACGAUGAGCUGGAUGAGACUGACAAGACUGGAAUUGCCGCCAACGGCCACACCACGACCUACAUCUUCGACAUCAAGAACCUCGCCAGCCCCAAGCACACCGGGUCCUACCAGUCGCCUGUCAAGUCUAUCGAUCACAACCAGUACGUCGUCAACGGUCUCUCUUACCAGUCCAACUAUGGUAGCGGUCUGCGCAUUGUCGAUGUUAGCUCCGUUGCUCAGGAUCCCACUGGCAAGGAGUUCAAGCAGGUCGGCUUCUUCGACUGCCACCCCGAGGAUGAUGCUCAGGGUGGUGAGGUUAAGUUCUUCGGCAGCUGGAGCGUGUACCCAUACUUCAAGAGCGGAAGCAUCCUGCUGAACAGCAUUGAGCGUGGUGUUUACUCUCUGAAGUACAACGGCGCGAAGUAA